AUGGAGAUAAGGAAUUGGAUGCCUUCUUGGGUCCAGAAGAAGGGAGUGGCGGAUUGUAAGGAAGGGAGGGUCCUGAAGGAGGAGAUUAGGUUUUGUGAUAAGUGGGAUUUGUGACUGAGCAAGAGUUUUAAGGGGUUUAGGAUCAAUGUGGAUGCUGUGAAGAGGAUUACUGCUGUUUGUAAUAAAUUUGAAUAUGUUAUUGGGAAUGAUUGGAUUAGGACCGGAAUAGAGAGAUUUGAUACAGAGGAGGUUGAAAGAGAGAGUGUUUUGGUUCUGGAAGUUGAUAAGAGAAGACCAAAGAGGUAUUUGAAGGAGAAGUUAUCCUCUUUUGAGAAUUUAUGCUUGGGUUCGAUUCAUAUUCGUAGUUCUAAAAACAGGGAAUAUUUCUCUAUAUGAAGCGUAUCAAAGUUUAUUGUAAAAAAUUAAGUUUUGGGUUGAAUUAUCUGGAAUUAUCCAAAAUGCUCAUUUCUACAAAAUGUUUUGCUAAAAUAUUCAACAGUUGCGAUAAAACUAAAUAAAAUAGAAUUGGAUUCUUGAAAACUUUGCAUCACAAAAAUUUGCCUAAACUCAUAUAAAACCUUCAGCACCAGGGAGAUCAACAUAAUAGAAUGAAAAGAUUCUGAAUGACAAAGUCUGUCUUUGGAAUCUACAGUAUUCUUGCUCCUUCUAGAUCUAUUCUCUUCACAGAACCUUGCACUUAAUCUUCAAAAAAUUGAGUUUGUGCUAAACAUAAGCAUUCCUGUAUCUGUUGAGAGACAAAUUCGUGAAAUACAAGCCACCUUUGCUCAGAAAAGCAAUGCUUGGCUCAAUAUCAAAAACCCAUGGUCAGAUUUUGAUUCACCGGAAGAGUACUAAUAAAGGAACCAUAAUUAGAAUAAAUUUUUCAU
Molecule: messenger RNA, 887 nt
Organism: Moneuplotes crassus
Lineage: Eukaryota; Ciliophora; Spirotrichea; Euplotida; Euplotidae
Source: the annotation of a GenBank genome assembly